This is a messenger RNA of Melampsora larici-populina 98AG31, 2103 nucleotides long. RefSeq lists its product as uncharacterized. The transcript has 8 exons. NCBI's taxonomy places the organism in Eukaryota, Fungi, Basidiomycota, Pucciniomycetes, Pucciniales, Melampsoraceae. The record is from RefSeq and is a predicted model, not a curated record. The coding region runs from base 1 to 2103 and encodes 700 amino acids.
AUGAAUGUGAAGCUCACCUCAAGUUUCUUCUUUGGAUUCAAUGAUCGUGCAGGUGUCAGCAAUAAGAUGUCACACACAGAUCACAUCUUGUACAGGUUACAGAUGUCUCAACCUCCUCUCGAUCUUGAUCGAACUCAACUUUCACUCAAAUCCACCACCUUCCCAAUCUUCCCCAUUCUUCACGUAUCAUCCAUGUCUCUACGCUACGAGCCGUACAAACGACCUGCCACCUGUGUGGCCACCACUUCAAGCCAAUCAAAACAAACUCCCAAACCGAAACCAAAACCGAAACCAAAAUCAAAACCAAACCCGAAACCGAUCCCAAGCACGAACCUAAAACCGAAACCUGUGAAGACUGUGAAGACUCCAAAACUCACGAACACUCCAAAACCUGCAAAUACUGCGUCCACAGAUCAAAUCAAGAAACCAUCCAAGGCUUCAAUUUCAACAGUUAGCCGUGGAUUGCGCAGCUCGACCGCUCGUGCCGAAUCCAAAGGUCCAACUCCGAGUUCCAAAACUUCAAUCAAAGGCAAGAAGAAAAAGUCCCUCAGUCCCAUCCUAGAGAACGAUCUGGAUCAAUUCAACCCACCAUCUGGUCAAGAUGUUGGUGAUGGAGUAGACAAUGAGAACGAUGACGGCUGUGCUUCCACUGGAAACCAGCAAGACGAUGGCGAUGGCGAUGGCGAUGGCGAUGACGAUGGCGAUGACGAUGACGAUGACGAUGGAUUAGGCGAUGGCACCGAGGAAGACGACGACAGCUUUGGCCUUCCGCCCCCUUUGAGUUUGAAGAAACACCAAUCGAAAUCAAAACACCGAUCGUCUGGUCAACAACCUCAAGAUGCCCAAGCAGAAACCAAGCCUUCAUUUCAUCUGUCUGGAAUACGGCUUCAGUGCUUCAAUCGUGUGGCAGCCCGUGCCGAACUAGAUGAUGAGAGUCAAGCGCUGGGACGGUUACUUUGUAAUGUCGACGGAACCGACAGUCAGUUCUUUACUUGCAUGGCGACAAUCCUUGCGACGCGUCAAGAAACCAGAUUAUUGCACGAUGAGAUGAACAGAAGGUUUGACAUGAUACGAACAACUACACAACAAACGUCAGCUUGGAAGGCGCCAUCUGAGCUGAGAGGAUGUAUUCGAUUAUUGGCAACUCAAGCCAUUUUGUGUGGUGAUAUACAAGCAUACACCACCAAAAAGGAUAGGCUUGGUAAUAAAGGCAACUUGCCUUUAUCCCUAUUCGCCAAAGUUUUAUGGAAGCGUCGUGUUUUGCCGCCCGGCUAUGGCAGUGAUCCGGACCCUACGGCUGCUUCUUCACUUCGCAAAGUGAUCAAUUCCGUACUCAAAGAUAUCAGGAAAGAAACUAACGACAUUAUUCUCACCAACAUCGAGAUACCAAACCAACAUAAUGCACUUGCUACCGAUGGUAAUGUCCCAAAAGUGAAAUCGAUGAUUGUCAAGCUUUAUGAAAAAGCCAAAAGCUCAGAUGCAGGGCCAGUAUGUGUACGCGAGGAGAUUCUUGCAGAAGUGAAUCAUUUGCAAGAAGCGCGGUUUGCCUGGCUGACAUCAGCAUUAAUGGUUGAAUUCUAUCAUCAACACAGAGGCUACAAGCGGUCCACUGGGGCUUAUACAGUGCGGAUUAUCCAAAGAAAACGUUCUGGAAUGUGGUUGACCAGAAGCUGGAACACUUACGCCGAAAACCUCUUCGAUACCGUUAUGCGUCUGUCCCACUAUUUCUCUCUGAGAGUGAGAUCAUACACUGAAAGGACCCAUUUUAUUUAUUUCAGUUUCUAUUUGUGCGUAUUGCAUGACGAUCACGAGUUUUUCAACGGGAAGCAAAAUUUCACACAAAUCAAAUCAAACAAAAUAAAAAAUAAAUUUAAUAUGCCCUCAGACAAACGCAUCCUCGCUCGUGUACAGAAUUUGACAGAGCUGUUUGCUCGUGUACAGAAUUUGACAGAGCUGUUUGGAGACGAUGUUGCUGAAAAUGAAGUUGAACACGAGUUGUUUGUACAGGAAGGCGGAGAAGAAGAAGAAGAAGAAGAAGAAGAAGAAGAAGAAGAAGAGGAGGAGGAAGAAGAGGAGGAAGAAGAGGAGGAAGAAGAGGAAUAA